This is a messenger RNA of Fusarium fujikuroi IMI 58289, 1485 nucleotides long. RefSeq lists its product as uncharacterized. Bases 1 to 1485 code for a protein of 494 amino acids. The transcript has 3 exons. The record is from RefSeq and is a predicted model, not a curated record. Lineage: Eukaryota; Fungi; Ascomycota; Sordariomycetes; Hypocreales; Nectriaceae.
AUGCCUCUCUACGCACCUGAUCCUCAAGUGAAUGAGCUCUCGCUCAUCUGCUCACGAGGCAUCGGCCGUGGAGACCCGGACAGUCUGGACCAGGCACUGUCAUCUGGUGUUAAUCCCAAUGAUCCACCGCCACAGUCUGAGCGACAUGGUGAACAGCUGCAGCCGCCUCUCUACUGUGCGGCCGACAUGAUGUGCCAUGAUCCAGAGUAUAUGAAGGAGGGACUGCAGAUGAUUCAUUCGCUUCUUUCCUAUGGGUCAGACCCAUACCAGGAGUUCCCCCAGGCUCUUUAUUGCCCAGAUCGCUCCUCCAAACCUCGAGCACCAUUCCCCAGCGAGGACCCUCCAUCCACACCUUUUCCAGAAGUUCUUAUUGGAUUCAAAAGCCUAGAAGAAAGAGAGAAAUGGGAGAGAGAGAAUGAUGAUCAGCAUCCUCACUUUUCGGAUGAUGAGUGGGAGAAUGAAGAGACAGCGCCUGUGUGGGGUGUUAGGCACAUGAUACAUGCUAUCAUAGAGGAUGACGGUUUGUUAAAACCUUUCAUCGACUAUCCCGGAUUUCUUGAGUCAUUGGAUCUUGAGCAUCGUGAUCCCCAAGGGCGUACACUACUACUGAGUGCCUGCCGAAGUGCUGUCGGCGCCGACGUGCUCGCUGGGACAGGGUUUAAUGAGGUUCAUUGGAAAGUGGAGAACACAUCCCCAACCUCAAAGAUAUAUCCUAGCUGGGAUCGGAACGCAGGCCCGACCGAGUCAGACUUUUCAGAGCCGGGAAUGGAGUCAUUGGUUGAGAUGCUUCUUCGACUUGGCGCCAACCCUCUCGCGGUGGAUUACCAAGGGAAGAAUGCCUUGCAUCAUCUCCUUGUCGAGGUUUGCAACAAUAAUACGGGCCGCUUUCAUCGGUUACCUGUGGUGCGACGCUCAUUACGAAUCUUCGCAUCAGGAUAUCCUUCUCUAGUGAACCAGCCUGAUCAGCAUGGAGCAUACCCGCUGCAUGCAGCUCUCUGUCGAAUGCGACUGUACCCGGACUUUAACUAUUACACUAGAGUCAAAUUAGGAGAGCCUCUAUGCUGUGUUCAGGAUAUGCUUCGAAUGGGUGUGGACAGACGGGCGAAAGAUGGAAAAGGGAAUACGGCGCUACACUAUCUGGCUGAUGAUGAUUUGACAGGAGUCUACCCUAGUGAAGAUUUCCGCAACUGGCAGGAAGUUGACCGCGAGGUGUUCACCACGUUGGACGAUGCUGGUAUCGACUGGAAGGCCAAGACAUCAGAAGGUGGAAACUUGCUACAUCUCGUUGCGCGGUCUGGACUAAGCCAGGAAAGGUUGAUAUGGAGAAGUCGGUUUCUGGUGGACAAGGGGAUUGAUCCGACGGCACUUGAUGCAGAUGGUUGGACGGCGAAGAAAAUCGCUGAGCAUUAUCGAUUGAACAAGUUGUUAUUCUAUGAGGAGCUGGGGAAGCUUGAAAAGGGCGAGGACAAGGUCGAGUGUCAGUAA